UCAGCACCAUUCCCCUUCUCAUAAGCACAGCCACCACCGUCACCAAGGAGACCAUCACACCUCUAGUCAUCAUCACCAAGGUGACUGUUGUCGCAACACAUAUUAUCGCCAUCAUCGCAGAGACAACCACAGCACAGCAAGUCAUCACCAUCACCACAGUCCCGCCCAUCAUCAUGGAGAUCCCCAUAGCCACAAUCAUCACCAUGGUGACCACCACAACACUUCUCCCCAACACAAAGCCCAUGACAACACCUCCCAUCACUAUGGAAACCGACAUCAUAAAGACCAGAGCCCCAAUCAUGAUGGAGACCACCACAGUGCAUCACAUUAUCAUCACCAUGGCAACCAUCAUAGCCCUUCUCGUUGCCAUCACCAUGGAGACCACCCUGGCCAUGCUCAUCCUCAUGAAGGUCACCCCUCCCCAACACAUCACCAUGGAGACCAUCACAGUUCAGGUCACCACCACCAUAGCAACCACCAAAACAUUGAAUGUCCUACUACACCAGGUCACCAUGGAAACAAGAGCCCGACCAAUGAACUUGGAGUCCACCACAGUCCAACAAUUCAUCAUCACCAUGGAGACCACCACAGUGAACCUGAUCGGCAUCACCAUGGAGACCAUCACAGUCCAGACCAUCAUCAUCACCAUGGCAACCACCGCAGUCCAGACCAUCCGCAUCACCAUGGAGACCACCACAGUGAACCUGAUCGGCAUCACCAUGGAGACCAUCACAGUCCAGACCAGCCGCAUCACCAUGGAGACCACCAUAGUGAACCUCAUCUUCAUCACCAUGGCAACCACCACAGUCCAGACCAUCCACAUCACCAUGGGGACCACCGCAGCCCCGACCAUCAGCAUCACCAUGGAGACCACCAGAGUAAACCUCAUCUUCAUCACCAUGGAGACCACCAGACAUCAGACCAUUUGCAUCCCCAUGGAGACCACCACAAACCUCAUCUUCAUCACCAUGGAGACCACCACAGUCCAGACCAUUCACAUCACCAUGGAGACCACCAGACAUCAGACCAUUUGCAUCCCCAUGGAGACCACCACAAACCUCAUCUUCAUCACCAUGGAGACCACCACAGUCCAGACCAUUCACAUCACCAUGGAGACCACCACAGUCCAGACCAUUCACAUCACCAUGGAGACCACCACAGUUCAGACCAUUUGCAUCACCAUGGAGACCAUCACAGUCCAGAUCAUCAGCAUCACCAUGGAGACCACCACAGUCCAGACCAUUUACAUCACCAUAGAGACCACCACAGUCGAGACCAUCAGCAUCACCAUGGAGACCCCCACAGUCCAGACCAUCAGCAUCACCAUGGAGACCACCACAGUCCAGACCAUCAGCAUCACCAUGGAAAUCACCACAAUCCAGACCAUCAGCAUCACCAUGGAGAACACCACAGUAUGGACCAUCAGCAUCACCAUGGAGACCACCACAGUCCAGACCAUCAGCAUCACCAUGGAGACCACCACAGUCCAGACCAUCAGCACCACCAUAGAGACCACCACAGUCCAGACCAUCAGCACCACCAUGGAGACCACCACAGUCCAGACCAUCAGCACCACCAUGGAGACCACCACAGUUCAGAGCAUUUACAUCAUCAUGGUGACCAACAUAGCACAGGUCAUCACCAAGGACAUCACUCUGAAUCAAACAUUGAUCUUGACCAUGAUGACCUUGAUGACCACCCUCCUCAUUUAAAGGGCCAUUCUGCUGGCAGUCCCCCGUCUCACAGCAAAGCGGAUUUACCCGGGACCAACAGCAGUCCUUCCAGUCAGGACGAGGAACAGACAAGCUUCACUGGCCCAUCACCACAUAAAGAAAAGCCACAUGAACUGGGCAGAAUCAUGUUACUGCAGGAGCAUAAUGAAGGUCUGCACCAAAGUUUGCUGAAGACAGCAGUGAGGAUGGAGUGUUUAGGAGAGGAAUUCAUGAACAGCCAAAAACUUCUGGAAACAGAGCUUCAGAUGACACGUGUGGAGCUCAGCAACCUCACCGAGAGGUUUAGGAG
Messenger RNA from Etheostoma spectabile (orangethroat darter), 2022 nucleotides. Its product is annotated as pheromone-regulated protein PRM7. Bases 174 to 1712 code for a protein of 512 amino acids. The record is from RefSeq and is a predicted model, not a curated record. NCBI's taxonomy places the organism in Eukaryota, Metazoa, Chordata, Actinopteri, Perciformes, Percidae. The transcript is spliced from 3 exons.